Gilbertella persicaria is the source of this 488-nucleotide messenger RNA. Its product is annotated as 40S ribosomal protein S22-A. Gene Ontology annotation, molecular function: structural constituent of ribosome. Bases 24 to 416 code for a protein of 130 amino acids. Gene Ontology annotation, cellular component: cytosolic small ribosomal subunit; ribosome. The transcript is spliced from 3 exons. The record is from RefSeq and is a predicted model, not a curated record. Gene Ontology annotation, biological process: translation. NCBI's taxonomy places the organism in Eukaryota, Fungi, Mucoromycota, Mucoromycetes, Mucorales, Choanephoraceae.
AUCCACAUCUCAAGAAUAUCAAUAUGGUCAGAGUCUCUGUUUUGCAAGAUUGUUUGAACAACAUCAACAACGCUGAAAAGCGCGGUAAGAGACAAGUUCUUGUUCGUCCUUCUUCCAAGGUUAUUGUUAAGUUCUUGUCUGUUAUGCAGAAGCAUGGCUACAUCGGCGAAUUUGAACAAAUUGAUGACCAUCGUUCUGGCAAGAUUGUUAUUCAACUUAAUGGCCGUAUUAACAAGUGUGGUGUUAUCUCUCCUCGUUUCAACAUUAAGCUCGGUGAGCUUGAAAAGUGGACUGCUAACUUGUUACCUGCUCGUCAAUUCGGUCACUUGGUCUUGACUACUUCUGCUGGUAUUAUGGACCAUGAAGAAGCUCGUCAAAAGCACACUGGUGGUAAGAUUCUUGGUUUCUUCUACUAAGUCCUCGGAUACCUUGCCAAAAAAAAUAAAAAGUUUUUUAUAUAUAUAUAAACUCUGUACAUAAAUAAUUAA